UUGAAAUCAAACAAGCAUCGGUGAGGGGAUGUGAGGGAUGUUAGCUAGUCACGGUCGAAGCGGUUUCAUUCCUUCGUUUUUUUAUUUUAAAUCUACAUUUCCUUUCUUAUAUCUAUAUUUACCUUUUUUUUUUACAACUUCAUAACUGCUGCUAAAAGGCUCGGCCCAGCGAUAGCUUCCUUAUGUAGGUAGCCACAAACAUCAGCUCUCGUCAACUGGCCGACGUAGCUGCUAGUUUGCAAAGGUUACUUAACCUGCUCGAGAGCUGCUUUCAGCUCGUUUAAAUUCCGGCUAUCGGACGGUCGUUGCUCUCGGUCAUUGUGAAAUAAUAUAUUUAGAAUAUGGACUCUUCUGCCAGACUCAAGCUGACAAAGGAUAUGAAACUUAAAAGGCCAGAAAUGAAGUCGAGCAGUGAAGGACCAAAGCGAAUUCCUGUGUCACAACAGUCACAGAUGACUCAAAUGGCUGUAGUUACACCAACUCUCCAGCCAAACCACCAUCAGAAUGUGAACCCCAUUACUCAUGUAAAUCCUGCUGCCUAGCCCAAACCCGUUUCCCAGCAACAGGAGAAGCCUCAGAACAAACCUGCCAAGAAUGAUUAUGCAGACGCCUCUGCAUCAAAGAAGCGAUGGAGCCUGGAAAAUUUUGACAUUGGCCGUCCCUUAGGAAAGGGUAAAUUUGGCAAUGUCUAUCUGGCCAGAGAGCGACAAAGUAAGUUCAUCUUGGCCCUGAAGGUGCUCUUCAAGAAGCAGCUGGAGAAGGCUGGGGUGGAACACCAGCUGAGGAGAGAGGUGGAGAUCCAGUCUCACCUCAGGCACCCCAAUAUCUUGCGCCUCUACGGCUACUUCCAUGACGCAUCUCGCGUUUAUCUCAUCCUCGAGUUUGCACCCAGGGGAGAACUAUACAGUGAGCUGCAGCGCUGCCAAAGUUUUUCUGAGGACAGAAGUGCCACAUACAUCAUGGAGCUUGCAGAUGCCCUCAACUAUUGCCACUCUAAGAAAGUGAUCCACAGGGACAUCAAACCAGAGAACCUGUUACUGGGGGCCAACGGGGAGCUGAAGAUAGCCGAUUUUGGCUGGUCUGUUCACACACCGUCCUCCAGGAGGUCCACUCUGUGUGGAACACUGGACUACUUGCCUCCAGAGAUGAUUGAGGGCAAAACUCAUGAUGAAAAGGUGGACCUGUGGAGCCUGGGUGUCCUCUGCUACGAGUUCCUGGUUGGAAAACCCCCCUUUGAAGCAAAAAGUCACGAGGAGACCUACCGCAGGAUAUCAAGGGUCGAAUACACUUACCCAGCACAGGCCCAAAUCAGUGCCGGAGCCAAAGACUUGGUUGCCCGACUUUUGAAGCACAACCCCCUGCACAGACUGCCCAUCCAGGGAGUCCUGUCCCACCCCUGGGUGGUCGAGUACUCGACAAAGAAGCCCACCAGCCUGAACAACGAAGAGCCCAGCCAAUGAGCCUUUUUAUAUUGGAGUGGUAGGGAUCAGAGUAACUGGCUCGUGUGGAACACGAACACUGGGCUGCACCUGAUUAUUAGAAUCAGCUUCUACUACCACGCCACCACAUGUGGAUGUUUUUUAUCUGCAGGCAUUUUGAGCCACUUGGUUAUCAUAUCCUUUUAUCCUCUUGAGUUUCCUCGUCUUACCAAUGGCAUUCUGUUGCCUGUAAAUAUUUCACUGUUUUUUUUUGUAUAAUUAUGAAAAUGUUUUUGAACUUCUAAAAUGCCAUUACUUGAAAUAAAAAAAUAAAUUAUCUUUUACGGAAUUAUGCCACUUUAGAAUUGAGUGGUAUAUGCCCAUGAUAGUGAAUAUUAUUUUUUGUCUUCUGUGCAUUUCAAGCUCUCAGUUAAAUACUUGGUAAGCAAGACUUUGCACUAAAGGUCCAGUGUUGGAUACUCACAUAAACCCCUAAGUACUGUGUUUUAUGAGCCUCCUUCAGUGACAUGCGGCCAGCAGAGGGCGCCAGUAUACUAAUACAACUGAACUGAGAAGCUGUUCCAGACUUUUGAGAGUAUUAAUACCACUGUCACCGUUAAUAAAUCUGUUCAGCACAGCUCAAUUCCUAUUUCAAUAAAAGGCUGAAAUGUA
Xiphias gladius (swordfish) is the source of this 2090-nucleotide messenger RNA. It is a transcript of the gene aurka, whose product is annotated as aurora kinase A. Gene Ontology annotation, molecular function: ATP binding; protein kinase activity. Gene Ontology annotation, cellular component: chromosome passenger complex; spindle midzone; spindle pole centrosome. Gene Ontology annotation, biological process: regulation of cytokinesis; mitotic spindle organization; protein phosphorylation. NCBI's taxonomy places the organism in Eukaryota, Metazoa, Chordata, Actinopteri, Istiophoriformes, Xiphiidae. The record is from RefSeq and is a predicted model, not a curated record.